Molecule: messenger RNA, 4533 nt
Organism: Impatiens glandulifera
Lineage: Eukaryota; Viridiplantae; Streptophyta; Magnoliopsida; Ericales; Balsaminaceae
Exons: 11
Coding region: 396-3971 (1191 amino acids)
Molecular function (GO): protein binding
Source: RefSeq, a predicted model, not a curated record
UCUCUUAAUCUCUCUCUCUCUCUCUCAUUUCGCCGAUUUUCUCUUCGACCCUAAGGAAGGAAGGAAAGGAAGACAAACGAAGAGGCACGUAUUUCUUUUAAUCAUCGGUAUUACCAUUUGAUCACCAAUCCCAGUAAGAAAUCUUUCAUCUUCCUUUCAAACCAUCCAAGGAAAGAAGAAAUCUGAUACGCUCUGUACCCAUGUAUUGACAACUGUUCAUCUAAUCAAAAACCUCAGAAACAGUCCAAUUCCAUGAUGCCUUUAUCGGAAUGUCGUCCUUCUUGUUAGUCUCCACAACUUCACCGCCCGAUUCUCUACAGUAAUCUCUCCUUCUCUCUAUCUUACACGAAAGCACAUAUCAUUUAUUGGGUUUAUUCAUAACAGAGGUUGUUGAAAUGGGUCCUUCUGGAUUUGGGAACUCGAGUGAUCUGGGUUCUGGUUUUGGAUUUUCAACUCGAACAACCGGAUUAAGUUCUGGGUCGAGGUUGCCUAAGCCUCGAUUGGUGAAACAUAGAAAACAAUCGUCUUCUCAACUACCCAGGCCUAAGUUGGGUGAUGUUGAUUUAGGAUUUAAUCCAUUUCAACAAUCUGCGGAGAUUCCUCCACAGUUUUCUGGUUUAGGUAGGUCAAGGUUUGAGGUUAGUGGUAAUGAACCAUUGGUCUUUGGUGCUGGUAGGAGUGAUCCAAGUGCUAAUCUUGGUUCUAAACUUGGGGAAUCUAAUGGCAUUGCUGUGGAUGAACUUCAUGAUGAAUUAAGAAAGAUGAAACUUGGAGAUGAUCGAAAAGGAUUUGGAUAUCAAGGGGAAAAUGCGGGUGGUGUUGAUAAAAACAACCUGACUACACUUGAGGAUGAUUUUCGAAAAAUGAGAUUUCAAACUUCUAAGACUCCUGAUGACCUGAAUGUUAACUCGAAGGAUGAACCGAAAUCGACUUAUAGAAGCAUGGCAUCUGAACUUCCAGACCAAUUGAAGAAACUAAAUGUCAAUGAUGCAAGAACUAUGGAUGGAGCUGAACUUGAUUCUGGUGCAGAUAAUAUGAGGAAAUUUAAUGAAGUGAAAGGUUCUUCAGUUGGAAAUGAAGCAACAAGUGAGAUACAUGAGAAUAAGAAGAAAGUUGAUAUUCUGGACGAGAAAGCAAAAUAUACGGCAACAAAUGAGAGCGAGAAGUCUGGACUAGAAAGAGAAGCCAUUCCUGGUGAGACGACAUAUCAGUUCAAUACUUCUGGUGACAACAAGAAUUAUAGUUCUCAAUUCCAACCUUCAUUCAUGUUUUCAUCUGGUGGUAUCUCUUACGAGUCUCCUAUGGAGAAAUCCCAAACACACAAUGAAUUCGCGUUUACUAGCAGAUGGGAUGGAAAAGAUGCAUCUCAAGUUAAAUUUACAACACCAUAUCAGAAAGGUGGUGUCUUUGCUGCUUCAGAUAAGGUAGAAUUUAAUACCAUGAGAGAUUCGGUUAAAGAUGCCAAAUCAAAGAAAAAGCGAGGAGGAAAGGUUGCAAAACCAUUUCAACCUACAUGGAUUAAAAAUGAUUUUGUAGAGUCUGCUGACUCAUAUUCACCAAUGGAUAUUUCUCCUUAUCCGGAAACAUUGGCUGAAAAUAGGGAUUCAAGAGAAACUUCUGUAACAUCGGAAGAUGCAUACCAGUUUGAAUCACAGGCCACGGUUCCAGAUCAUAUUGUUGAUGAAGAUUUGGUUUUUGCUACACAAAAGCUGGACAUUGGGGAGGGUAAUGUCAAGGACACAGAAACAAAAGGUCAUACAGAAGAAUAUGUUUCAGGGGGUGACUGUGAAAGCUUUAUAACUGCAGCUGAACACUUUGAAUGUAGUGUGGAUACAUUUGCUUCUGCUGCAGAUUUUGAAGAGAUUUCCAGUCGAAGGGUUGAAUCUGAAGUUAGUUCAGGGGAAGGUAUUGAGAGACAACAUAGUGAUGUUGGUACCAUGUUCAAUUCUUCAUCCAUGUCAGAAGAUGUUGAAAGGUCUAAAUUCACCUUUUCUGCUUCUUCGUCUUCUCUAGACCAAUCAUCAGUAGCAGCAACACGACACCUCAAAAAGAAAAACCGCGUGAGAGUUGCUCAGGAUUUGUAUUCUGGUUCAGCUGCUAAUAACAUGCAGUUUUUCCCACUCUCCAGAUCAUCCUCAAUUUUGUCUCCGAGACAGGCACCAGUAGAUACAGGUGUGCAUUUAUCUAGAAUGGAUAGUACUUCUAGUUCUGGAUCAGUUAAGGAAAAAGAUGUUAUGGAAGAAGUUCCAUCUUCAAGUGCUGCUGCUCAAGAAGCUUGCGAGAAAUGGAGAUUAAGGGGAAAUCAAGCUUAUUCAAAUGGAGAUAUGUUAAAUGCCGAAGAGUAUUACUCUCAAGGAUUGGCUUGUAUUUCUGAACGUGAAACUUCUAGAAGCUGUCUUAGGGCUGUGAUGUUAUGCUAUAGCAACCGUGCUGCAUCACGAAUGUCACUUGGGAAAAUGAGGGAAGCAAUAUCAGAUUGCAAGAAGGCUGCUUCUAUAGAUCCAAGUUUCCUUAGAGUGCAUGUUCGUGCUGCAAAUUGUUACCUGGCUCUUGGAGAGGUUGAAGAUGCAUCCUUACACUUUAUGAAGUGCUUGCAACCAGGAACUGAUGCUUGUGUGGACAGAAAACUAGUUUUAGAAGCAUCUGAGGGUCUGGAGAAGGCACAGAAAGUGUUGGAAUACAUUAGGGAAUCUGAAAAUCUAUUGCAAGGGAGAACAUCCACUGAUGCAGAGAACGCUUUGGGAUUGAUAGCCGAGGCAUUAACCAUAAGUGCUUACUCGGAGAAACUUGUUCAAAGGAAAGCAGAUGCUCUUUUUAUGCUGCAGAAGUAUGAAGAUUUGAUUCUGUGGUGCGAGCAGACCCUUGCUUCUGCUGCUAAGAAUUGUCCUUCCAACAAUGGCGGUGUUGUAGCCAAUAUGGAACCUCCUGGAGUCUUGAAGACCUCUUUCAGACUUUGGCGAUGGUAUCUUAUUAUAAAGUCCUACUUCUACCUUGGAAGGCUUGAAGAAGCUCUUGCUUUUAUGAAAAAGGAGGAACCCAACUUUGCUACAGAAAUGAAUGAUAACAAAAGUCAUGAACCAUUGGUUGCCUUGACUGCUACAAUAAGAGAGCUUCUUCGCUUUAAGACAGCUGGAAAUGAAGCCUUUCAAGCAGGAAAGUAUGCAGAAGCUAUUGAACACUACUCUGGUGCUUUAUCGUGUACAGUUGAGUCACGUCCUUUUGCCGCUGUUUGUUUCUGCAAUCGUGCUGCAGCAUACAAGGCAAUGAAUCAAAUCGCAGAUGCUAUAGCAGAAUGUAGCUUGGCUAUCGCACUUGAUGGAAAUUAUGUGAAGGCUAUUUCUAGGCGGGCGACGUUGUUUGAGAUGAUUCGAGAUUAUGAGCAAGCAUCGAUGGACCUUCGGAGGCUGGUAUCUUAUCUCACAGAGAAAGUAGAAAAAUCUAACCAGUCUGUAGCAUCCUACAAAGUGAGCUUGAUGAAUGAGUUAAAACAAGCUCAGCUACGUCUUUCUACAGUGGAAGAAGAAGCAAGAAAUGAGACCUCCUUGAAUAUGUAUCUUAUUUUGGGAGUUGAUCCAUCUGCAACAGAAUCGGAAAUUAAGAAGGCCUAUAGGAAAGCUGCUCUCAGACAUCACCCUGACAAGGCAAGUCAAUUUCUGGCAAAAAGUGAGAGUGGAGAUGAUGGUUUUUGGAAGGAGAUAGCAAAGGAGGUUCAUAAAGAUGCAGAUAGGCUCUUCAAGAUGAUUGGCGAGUCUUACGCCAUUCUUUAUGAUUCAAGCAAGCGCGCUCGGUAUGAUCAAGAAGAAGAAAUGAGAAACAUUUUAAAGAAUGGCAAUGGUGGUGCAGCAGGAAGAAUGAAGACAGAUUUUCAUAGUUAUCAAUCGGAUAGAAGCAAUAGGCGCCAAUGGCAAGAAGUAUGGAGAUCAUCAUAUGGAAGAGGACCAGAAACAACUCGUUCAAACAGAUACCCGUGAGAACUUUCCUCAAAUUAUUUACUCUUCUUUCAAAAGGGUUCUCGAUUGUGUCGACAAAUUUUCCAACCUACAAGAUAUACAUUACACGAGUGUGUUUUUUGCCCGGUUUGUUUCCUCACCUUUUGAGGAAAGUCUGAGAUUGGAGAUUUUGUACAUAUGAUAAGAAAACAAAUAUCAUCAUUUGAAAUACGUACAAAUACAGAUAGAGAGAUCGAUCGAUCAAUCGCAGUCUGCCCGGGUCAGAUUCGAGGAAAGAUGAUUGUGGAAGUUUGCUUGUUCUGAUAGUUUUCAUCUAAUUUGCUGCUUAUUUUCACUGUAAUUUUGGUAGAGUUAAAAUAUAGGUUAUUUUCUGGAGAUUAUUAGUGGCAAGUUUUGCUUAGUGUUUUGUUUUUUUUCUAACAUUUUUCAUUGACAAUUCCAUUUUUAUUUAUUUUUAUUUUUUUUGCAUCUUUUUUAUUAUUUUAAAAGUUUUGUGGCUGUGAUUUGUUUGUUGAUGGAUUUGUAAACUAAGAGAUUGAUAUUAUUGUAUUUUGUUCAAUGAUUAUAUACUUGUUUUAAGUAA